Messenger RNA from Leguminivora glycinivorella, 5209 nucleotides. RefSeq lists its product as uncharacterized. Bases 349 to 3021 code for a protein of 890 amino acids. The transcript is spliced from 21 exons. Lineage: Eukaryota; Metazoa; Arthropoda; Insecta; Lepidoptera; Tortricidae. The record is from RefSeq and is a predicted model, not a curated record.
CAGUUCAGUGCGGUACCGAGCGCAGCGCGGCAGGGACGUUUUCUACGCUUCUCUCUAUUGAUUUCCUGAAAACCGCGUUAUUGUGAUGUUUUUUUAAACAAAAACAUGAUUAAUAGUGCAUCGUACUUACACUAAAUUGUAAAAAUUCGUUCGUGUUUCAGUUGUUUCUUAUUUGAAUGAAUCGUGCGUGAUUUUGAGCGACUCUUUUGGAUUUUUUUCGGACAUCUAUUGAGCCUCAAACAAUGUCACUCAGAAACAGCAUCUAACUCGAACGAACGACUUAAAAUGAACGCGCCCUAACCGCACGGAGCUGGUGCCCGAAAUAGCGCGUUCAGAAAUAGAAAAAAAAUGGCCUCAGUCGGUGGCGGGAAAGCGACGGGCGAGGAUCGCUCGUGGUGGGGAACAACAUGGAGCGCCAUGUCUGACCUCGCGGAAGCGGUAGACGACCUGAUAUGCAGCUUCGAUUAUAUGGACACAGCCAUGGACAACCUCGUCAUGCUUAUAUUCAUCUGGCUCCUCUUCUCUAUAGUCCUUCUAGGAAUCGCCAAAUGGGCGUACGGCCGGUUUAAGCCUAAGCCUGUUGAGCCUGAGAAGAAGGAAGAACCUAAAGUGGUUAAAUCUGCUGCUAGUGAGAUUGUUAACAGCGCUGAUGUGGCUUUGGCUGCUACGGCAAAAGUGAAGAGUGCAACUUUGAAUUCUUUCAAGCCGAAGCCUAGUGGAUUUGUGCCAGCGACGCCUCCUAACAAGCGACGUUUAGGACGCAUGUCCCCCGGCCCUGAGGCUCUGCACAAAAAGCACCAGAGCGUCAUAAUACCGACGUGCACAGGGCCGGAUCCGCCGAGCGUGCAAUGGGUGAACGACUUGUUGACGUGGUUAUAUAAUGAUCUGGUUAUUGUGAACGAACUUGUGCAGCAAUGGAUUGUGUCCAUGAACGAGUUUUCGAAGAAGUCCGUGGAGGAGCAAGGCAUCGGAGUGGAGCUGGUCCGCGCGCUGGACAGCAACCCUCCCAACGUUUCGAACGUGUUCUGCGAGUGUGACUCCAAGGAUGACGUGACCAUCACUUGUGACUGCGAGGCCACGCCUGCCUUCCAACUCAAAGCCUUCAGCCAACGUGGGGAAAAGGUGGAAGUGUCACACUACAGAGUCAAUGUCAACAGGUUCCGUGCUCGUCUCAACGUAGUGUGCAUAACGGAGAAGUUGACGGGAGAACUGCGGUGCGACGGCUGGCCCGAGGUCAAAGUGGCCUUGGCACCUGUUGGACCUCUGAAGACCUCCUCCAACGAGGCUAACUUACAGCAACUAGUCAGUGAUAUCGUGGUGAAUGCGCUCCGAAGCACGCAGCUCUCGUUCAAUUUGUCGCAUUACCCCACGUGUCCAAGAUUGAGAAGACAUUUUAACACUUCUCCACGGUUACCCCUUCACUAUGACUCCAUGUUGUCCCACGACCGGAUGUACGCUUCAACUCCGACGUCAGCGUCCAUGUCCAACGUGCAUCUCGGCGAGAAAAGGCUACUCGUCAAGGUCGUCGGGGCUAAGGACUUGGGAGGCAAGGCGGGCUGCGGUGCUCCAUACUGUGUGGUGGAGAUGGACGAGCCCCCACAGAAGAAUCAGACCGCCUUCAAGAAGGACACCAACCAGCCGCAGUGGGAGGAACAUUUCCUAUUCGAUCUCUCCCCGCAAACCGCGGAGCUGUUAUUCGAGGUGUACGACCGCACGGGCCCCCCUUCCCCCGGCGGAGGCCCAUCCACACACAGAUUCCUUGGACUGGGUCUGGUGGGCAUAGACGAAUUGCUGGCGGCGCCUUCGCAACGCCAACAGAUCGCAUUGCAGACGCGUCCUAUGGAGGAGCAUGAUAUCUCUGGCACACUUACAGUAGAGUUCCUAUUCAUCGAGGGUGCCGACAUACCAGACCUGGGCUCCCGGCCUGUCAAGAUCAAGGAAUCGCUGAGAACGCUGUCACCGCAGGGACAUCUCACCACUACCACCAAGACGAUAUUUAAACAAAAUGGCCACGAGAACUCAGCACUGACAGAAUCGGCGCUCCGAGAGUUGGAGCUGAGUCCCACCAGCGCAGCCAACAAGUCCACCCUCAUCAUACACUCCGUACAACGGGAGCCAAAGAAGUCAAUCAAGGUGGAACUAACCGAUUCGGGAAAAUUCAUCGAAGUGGAACGAGAAGAUACCCUCAACAGCGUGGAUCCUGCAGAGCUCAGCACUACGAUGGAGAGCAUAGACGAGAACAGAACGGAACAGCAUGUGUCUCCGAACUCGUCGCCGGCGAGGCAAGUCCGGAUCAAGGAGAAUGGCACGAAUGGGACGGAGCAAGGAGACUACGUUCAGAAACCCGAGAAGAGGCACCUCCAGAGCCCGCUCCGCGGCAGAAGAGGAGACGAGACUUCUUCGGAACCAUUAAAAGAAGGCUGGGCCGGUCUCGAACGCGCGGCACAUCGCUGGACCUGCCAAGUGACAGCGACGUUGACCAGAGUCGGGUUCGCAGCAUCAGCGCUGAGAGAAACCACCAAGAUAAAGCCCUAUCCGUUCCCAAUAGAAACGUGUACUCUGCGGGGGCGUCCCCCGCGCAAUCUGGAGACGAGUCGAGGACGUCUAGAAGGUACGUGCACCAUCCUAUCCUCCCUCAGUGAAAUGUCCGGGUUCAGUACGGCGUCGGCGCGCACGUUCGUGCACGAGGCGUCGACUCUGGUGCUAGAGACGCUGGAGGCUGGUAUCAGGAAGCAUUACCUUGUGCCCCUGGCGGUGGCCCAGCGGUCGCGGUGGCGGCGGAAGGGCGUGAAACUGCACAUUUAUAAUGAACACACGUUCAUCGCUAAACAUUUGAGCGGCGGCACAGUGUGUGAAAUCUGCCAGAAGACAAUCGCGCGGCGGCUCGGUAAGCAAGGCUACGAGUGUCGCGACUGCGCCCUCAAGUGCCACAAGCACUGCCACGUGAAGGCCGCCACGGCCUGCCCUUCGUCCUCAGUACAGAAUAUGGAGCUAUCCAUGCUCCCUGUGCUAAACGAAUAGAGCCGCGAGAAGACUGCAAGAAAAGAAAAUUUUAUAUACCGAGCGAUUUCCACUAAGGGCUUACAUCUCAUCUCCGUACACAGACAAGAAUAUAAGGAUGUUGUGAUUUUUCUGACUUUAAUAAGACGCUUCGAUGCACAAAGCAUAAAGUUUUACCAACUAAAUAUUUUGAAAUAUCUUUUUUAAACUUGUCGACGUAUAUCAAUAAAUGUAAUUACAUACGCGAAAUCAUAAGAUGGUUUUUUUUUGUUAAUACAAUCCCACGUGUGUCACUUUAAGAUUUUUUAUAACUUAUAAAUGAUUUCUAAGUUAAAAGAUUUAUAAAUGUACUGAUAAUAAAAUCGUUAAUAUUAAGUAAAUGUGCCGAAAGAAAAUAAUAUGGCAUUAACUUUUUAUUAAGCAGAAACGUCUGCUAACGAUUCUAAACAUGCAUUGGUAAGAGCAUUGCACGGAUUGCAAAAAUGGUGCGGGUUCAAGUCCCGCCGGAAGCGUAAAUUUUUCCAUUUUUUCCUUUAAUAUAAAAAUAUGGCAUUAUUUAAAAUAAUUAUGAUAUUUCACUGAUUUUUACAUAUCCAAUGUAUUUUUUUUCUGUACAUUCAUCUCGACAAGUUUAAAACGGAUUAUAAAACCACAAAUCUCUCUAAGUACAACACUUAUGUACGCUUCUGUACUUUGUAUAUGUAUAGGCUUUUUUACAAAUAUAUUUACAAUAAUGUUAUAACUAGUUUAUAAGAUAGUCGUUCUGACUGGAAGGGUAACGUACUGUGUCAUAGCGAACCAACCUUUUCCGAAAUAAGUGUUAAAUUAAAAUAUAACGUUAACCAUAUUGAUACCAGCUUUCUUUGGUAACAUUAGAAUUAGUUUAGGUAUCGCUAGAGCCCACCCAGCUUUGAAAAUAAACAAAAUACUUAACUCAGACGGUUGGUCACUUAACCGUUUCUGUUCGGAUGACACGAGAGGCGUGUCAUCAAGGCUUUUUACGUGUGGCGUAUGACACGCGAGGAGUGUAAUUUUAAAAUUGACUAAAGUUGUUCGCAGUCACAGCGUAAACUUUUCGAAAAUGGAGUUUUGCUACCGAUUCGAAAAUAACGAAUAUAAUAGAAACUAACUAGUCACACGCAGUUAGACAUCGAAACACAACUAAAAAAAUCGAAAUAAGUUAUUGUCAACCGUCUGAGUUAUCUAAACCUAUACCUACCUGGUUGAGUGUAAACGAAUUAAAUUAUAAUCGUUAUAACACAGAGUGUCAUAAUGAUUUGAAAAAAAAAACUUAAAUACCAUUAACCCUUAAAUGUCGAUAGAGUCAAAAUGCAUAAUGCAUAUAUACAUCACUAUGCAUUUAAGGGUUAACUUAUUAGAUUCUUAUUAUGGUGAUAUAUGUCUAUUCCGAUUCGUAUUUUCGAUUUAAUUUUGUAUAACACUAAGUUUUUUUACAAGUAGUAAUAAUUUCUUUGGUUCUAGCCAAAUUAUUUCGUGCUGUUUAAUAGAAAAUACGAAUCGAAAAAGGUGUAGGCAUACCUGGUCCUAAAACUCAUUCAGAAAAGGACCCAUUUUAAAACCACCCGAAGUAAAUAAAAGAGAUCUUUAUCUCUGCCUCAAACCUAAAAAAAAAAAAUUAGUUACCAAAAUAUACAUCACAUUUUUGUUAAUUUAUGUUGUUAUCUAACUUAAAUAAGGUCCUGUGGAGGAAUUGUGACAAAUGGUAAAUUAAACCUUAUACUUAGUAAGCUAAGUGCUAUUCUGCACAAAUGUGAUCUGAUAUAUUAAUGUGCAAUAAUUAAAACUUAAAACAUUCACUUGCUUCGCUUUCAUCGUUACUUAACUACAAAGAACUCCAAAAACAAAAAGUGACUUAAGGACUUUUUGUUGAGUAUCAUUCAUCACACAGUAAAUAAGUUGAAAUAUUCCAAUUUAACUCGAAUAAUUUAAUUAAAAAGGUAUUUAAAAAGCUAACCAUGUCAAAGUAUCCAAACCUAAAAAUAAAUGCCAUGUCUUGUAUAAGACUGACUCGCACGCCUUUGCAAAUCUUAACUUUGUGCAAAAUUGAUUUCAACCGAAAUAACACUUUUAUUGACGACGAGUUUAGUGUUCAAAUAAAAAAAAACCUUCGACAUGGUUAAAGUAGCUUUUAGACCUUUAGAAUCUCAAAUCCCAAGUGACUUAAUUCCAUUGUUAAGAGAGGUUGACA